Brenthis ino (lesser marbled fritillary) is the source of this 1824-nucleotide messenger RNA. The record is from the annotation of a GenBank genome assembly. NCBI's taxonomy places the organism in Eukaryota, Metazoa, Arthropoda, Insecta, Lepidoptera, Nymphalidae.
AUGGGAAGUGAGCACUAUUGCCUGAGGUGGAACAAUCAUCAGAGCAACUUGCUCGGCGUUUUCAGCCAACUGCUACACGACGAAAGCUUGGUGGACGUCACGCUCGCCUGUUCCGAAGGUGCCUCCAUCCGGGCUCAUAAGGUAGUACUAUCUGCGUGCUCAUCUUACUUCCGUUCGCUUUUUGUGGACCACCCUUCACGCCAUCCAAUUGUAAUCCUAAAGGACGUAGGCUUGGAGGAGCUCCGAACGCUCGUCGACUUCAUGUACAAGGGCGAGGUUAACGUCCAGUAUUGCCAACUGCCUGCUCUCCUUAAAACGGCUGAGAGCCUUCAGGUAAAAGGAUUAGCUGAAAUGACUACGCUCAGUGCAGCCGGCAUUGACACCAGAAACGUUCCGGAACCGAUGGAGGAGUGCCAACACCAAGACAUUAGAGAGUCGGCAGAUCCACACGAAAGAUUAGAUGAGCGAGAUAUUCGCGAUAAAGAAGAACGAAGAGAAGUAAAAGAAGGCCGCGAACAUCGCGAAAGAGACUGCAAAGAUCAUGUAAGAGAAAUCCUUAAGGAUUCUCGCGAAGCAAGAGAUUUGCGAGAACAUAGAGAACGAGAUAGGGAUCGUGACAGAGAAAGAGAACGAGAUUUGAUACGAGACAGAGAUUCUCGUGAACUACGAGAACAUCGAGAACCUAGAGACCAUAGAGAAUUACGUGACAUAAAAGAUAAUAGAGAACCUCGUGACUUACGCGAAAUAAGAGAUCCAAGAGAUCUGCGUGAUACUCGGGAUCCAAGAGAGGUACCAGAAGCAUCACCACCAAGAAUAUCACCUUUGCUAUCUGUUCGACGGUUUAGGCCUGAAACGUCAAUUGAAACACCGACGUUAACGCAUCCACCUAUACCUAAAGAUGAACCACCUGACGAACCUAUGCGACCAUCAUCACCUGAAGAUGAUUCCGUUUCAAUUAGGUCUAAUGGUGCAAAUGAGAACGUGGGCAUAAACAUGACCAUAAACAGCCAUGGCUUGGGACCACGCUACUCGCCCGUAGAACAAAGGCUAAGUGUUUUAAAUUCACUUACGCACCCUGGAUUGCCUCAUCCACUCUCCCUAUCAAGUCCAAGGAAUGAACCUAUUGCAGGACCCUCAGGGCUGCCUCCGGUUCAGCAAGUACCUUUGUCUUUAAAGAAAGAAGCAGAUUGGGAUAGAAGUAACGAAGAGAAAAUUGGAGAAUCUUCUUCAGAAUAUCGACUACAACAUGAAACAGAGUACGAAGGGUCCGGUAGGGGGCGAAUUGAGGAAGGGGUAUACCCUUGCAUACAUUGCGGAGCGACGUUCCCUCACCAGAGUAAAUUGACCAGGCACAUACUAACGACACACACUCUUGAUACUUUAAAGUAUCGGGACGCUCUAAUGGCUAGACCUAUGGGGUUGCCAAUGAUCGGGCAGUUUAGUGAACCAACAUACAUGAUGCCAGCCGAAGAAACCCCUCUAGACCUAGAUAUUGGUCCAGUGGAGCCUGGGAAUGUUGUUCUUUGCAAGUUUUGUGGUAAAAGUUUCCCUGAUGUGUCGUCGUUGAUAGCCCAUCUGCCGGUGCAUACAGGGGACCGACCGUUUAAGUGUGAAUUUUGUGGGAAGGCGUUUAAGUUAAGACAUCAUAUGAAGGAUCAUUGUAGAGUUCAUACAGGUGAGAGACCGUUUCGGUGUGUUUUGUGCGGCAAAACGUUUUCACGUUCAACAAUAUUGAAGGCCCACGAGAAAACACACUAUCCGAAGUACGCGAGAAAGUUUUUAUCGCCGAGUCCUGUUGACACUGAGGAGGAGAGUCCCCAUCAA